Phytophthora nicotianae INRA-310 is the source of this 1188-nucleotide messenger RNA. RefSeq lists its product as hypothetical. Bases 1 to 1188 code for a protein of 395 amino acids. Lineage: Eukaryota; Oomycota; Peronosporomycetes; Peronosporales; Peronosporaceae. The transcript has 2 exons. The record is from RefSeq and is a predicted model, not a curated record.
AUGAUGCAACUGAUCAAGCUCUACAAGGCCGACGUUGCGAAAGAGCAAUGGUCUCCAAAUGAGUUCAUCGCCAAUAUUCAGUAUCCAAACAAAUACGACGACGUGACGUUUCAAAAGACGUUUAAGGUACAGAACUCGACGAUCGUUGCACUUCUGAUGAGCAUCUGCACGAGUAAAGAGAGUCUGAUACUAACACUGAACGCCAUGUGUAAGAUGGUCAAGAACAGAUUCCGAGAUGCCUUUGGAUACUACAAUACGAUUCGAAAGGAACUGAGUAAGCAAAACAGGGCUGCAAAGCUGGACAACGAACUGACACCCAAGGAAGAGAAGAAAUACAUCAGCUAUGAAGAACUCAUGUCCGUCCCUGGUAAAGUCGCAAAGGUGCUCAACGAAACGUAUGGCAAAAUAUUCCUGUCCCGAUCCGAGUUUGAGGAGCUGGCCAAAGCUAAGAUAACUGAUUACUUGAAGCUCGUGUUUGAUUAUAUUACGUUGUGGUUGAACGUGCAUUAUCCACUUCGUUUGGUAUGGCCAAGUGUCAUGCUCACCCCUGAGGAAGGUGCUAAUUAUCUUCAAGGGAACGUUUUACAUCUGAAUGAUUUCAAGAAUGUUCGGCUCAUGGGACCGCAAACGAUUCAGUUGGAUAGCACUACGAUGAGCUUGAUCAAGUCAUAUCUUGAAUUCUUGACUAACACAGUAAGAGAACAACCUAGCAAACUCCUGCGGCGCAUUUUCAAUAGACAGCCAGGUGAGUACGAUUAUACAAGUGCGAGCAAUAGCUUCAGUCAAGUUAUAUCAAAACUGUUCAUGAAGUACAAUGGAAAGCCAAUGUCAAUGAAUAUGAUUCGACACAUUGCUGAGUCUCAUUUAAUUCAAUCGCCAACAUAUGGUAAGCUCACCAAUCGCGAGAAGAAUGAUUUACAUGCAAAGCUACUCCACAGCACCAUGGCUGCUAACACGAGCUAUAACAAAAUCGAAAAUCGAUCAAAUGCAUCCAAGCAAAUCGCAUCAGUUGAGCCAGAUACAUCCUUUGAACCAGAGACAACGUUUGAGCCUGAGCCAGCACCUGUUGCAACGCCUGCUGCAAAGACUCCAAGCAGACCUAGAGACCGUCGGGAACGCAUAUUCCAUGGUGAUUUCACUCCUUCAGGUAGCGACAAAACACUUGAGAUUGAUAUCUACGAGAAAUAA